ACUUACGUGGGUUUUGGUUCGUUCAAAAAUUUCCAAGCCAAACGGUCCAAAACCCGUGGCUAAUAUGCCGGGAAACUUCUUGCGAAAUUGUUCGUCAAUUUUCAUGCUCAUGUUGUGCUGCUGUGCUUAUAAAUCGACCCAUUAAUUAGCUCAACCCCCCCUGCCGGCCGACCGACAGACCAACCACCCAACACCUCUUCUUCCGAAAACAAUGGCAACAGCUAGAUUAAUGUUUCGUACGGCUAGGCCACCUUUGCCUCUUGGUCUUCCUUCUUCUUCUUCCUCCUCUGCGUCGGCUUCUUUGUCCGGGACUACUGUCAGGUGUGUAAGCAAAGCGGGGUUUAUUGAAGCUGAUGAUCGGAAGAGUGUCUCCAUGGAUGGCGAGACUAGGAACUCAGUCCUGGCUGUGAAGGCGUCCGCGGCUACUUCGGAGCCCAUCCUUUGCUCAGAACUUCGAGCCGGCCGUGGAAUAUUAUUGUCAUAUUUGGCUUCUCUUGUGGUGGCAAAUGUUAUCAAGGCUGCCAUGUCUACGUUGAGAUCAAUGGCUGUGGAACAGAGAUUAUAUGUCCAACUGUUCAUUGAAAGGGCUAUAAUUGAUUGCCGAUUCUUUACACUAUUUGCUGUUGUGGGAUCUUUAUUCGGUUCGGUGUUGUGUUUCCUUGAGGGUUGCUUUACCAUAUUAGAGUCAUAUUUACAGUAUUUCCACUCGUUCUCAGACAAGUCCAAUCAAGAACAUGUCAUGCAGCUACUUAUUGAAGCCAUAGACAUGUUCCUGGUAGGAACUGCCAUGCUAAUGUUCGGGAUGGGUUUGUACGUGAUAUUUGUUGGGAACAAGACAAUGACACGAAAAGGGCCACUGCUUUCCGGGUCAAACUUGUUUGGUCUCUUCUAUAUGAAGACACUUCCGGCAUGGGUUGAGAUGCAAUCAGUUUCACAAGCCAAAUCGAAAAUAGGGCAUGCUGUGAUAAUGAUACUUCAGGUGGGAGUUCUGCAGAAGUUAAAGAACAUACCUUUGGUUUCUGGGGUGGAUCUUGCCUGUUUUGCCGGAGCUGUGCUGAUUUCCUCAGCUAGUAUCUUUCUUCUCUCAAGACUCUCUGCUGGAUCAGAUAUACCAUCGAAGAUUGGUAUCUAACCUAGCUGGGGGCCACUGGGGAAUGUACGUUCAUGUAUUUCCAAUUAUCACAGGCCUCAAGAAGACUUUGUUCAUUAGUUCA
Messenger RNA from Juglans microcarpa x Juglans regia, 1214 nucleotides. RefSeq lists its product as uncharacterized. NCBI's taxonomy places the organism in Eukaryota, Viridiplantae, Streptophyta, Magnoliopsida, Fagales, Juglandaceae. The record is from RefSeq and is a predicted model, not a curated record. Bases 212 to 1132 code for a protein of 306 amino acids. The transcript has 5 exons.